Naumovozyma dairenensis CBS 421 is the source of this 4665-nucleotide messenger RNA. It is a transcript of the gene MLP2, whose product is annotated as Mlp2p. Gene Ontology annotation, cellular component: nuclear pore. Gene Ontology annotation, molecular function: structural constituent of nuclear pore. The record is from RefSeq and is a predicted model, not a curated record. The coding region runs from base 1 to 4665 and encodes 1554 amino acids. NCBI's taxonomy places the organism in Eukaryota, Fungi, Ascomycota, Saccharomycetes, Saccharomycetales, Saccharomycetaceae. Gene Ontology annotation, biological process: mRNA export from nucleus. The transcript has a single exon.
AUGUCAACUGACAGCAGAAAUGAACCUACUCCAUCCAUAAUAGAUAAAAUUUCAUCUUUCUUUGACUUACCAGGUAAUACAUGGGAGUCAAUGGAUGAGCAUGCUUUAGAGAAAAUUUAUACUAAAGCUUAUGACCUUAUGAAAGAGAACAGUUUCGUUAGUGCUGCAAUUGAUGACAUAAAACAUGUAUAUGAAGGUAAAAUUAAUACCAUAUCGCAAAAAUAUUUCAACCUACAACUUGAAAACAAAAAAUUAAAAGAGAAAGAAUCUGGAUAUCUCGUUGCGAGGGAAAAACUUGUUAGUGAAAAGCAAAAGGAAUUUGAUUCCAAUGAUGCUCUUAACUCGGAAAUAACACUAAUAAAAUACGAUCUAGAGGCUAUGCAGAGGGAUCAUACGACGUUGGAAGCAAGGGAGCGUAAGACUGAAAAUGUCCUGGAACAAUCAAAAUUAGAAUUACAAGACUCAUUAACGGAGAAUUCAGCUCUCAAGGAACAAAUCGGAGUCUUCGAAGGGAAAUUGGACUCAAUGACCCAAGAGUUAUGGCUUGCUAAUACUGAAAAUAAGAAACUUCAAACUGGAAUGAAAUUACUUCGAGAGAACAAUCUUUAUUUAGAAAUUAAAUGUAAGGAAACUGAUAAGAAUAAAAAGUUAUAUUCCUCUGCGGAAGAUGCAUCCCGUCUUCAGGACCAACUUCAAAUAGUAUCAAGUGAAAUAUUGUCAUUAAAGUCUGAAAUUGCAACUUUGAAAUAUAUGAAUGAAUCACUCUCUACCGAUUUGCAAAGAAAAUUGUUCAGAAUUAAAGAUCUGGAUGACAAUCUAAAUUCUAGUAAACAAGAAUUUGCCAAAGAAAUCACUUUAAAGCAAAGAGUCAAUGAACUGUUACAUAAUGAAAUUGCAUCGUAUAAAAAGCAAAUAGAACGUUUAACGUCGAAGAAUUUGGAAACUCCUGAAAAAAAGAUCAUCCAGGAACUAGUUGACCUGAAGGAGAAACUUGUAAAUUCAGAAAAAGAAUGUAACGAGUUGAAAUCAACUGUCGAUAAGUAUAUUAAUAUUGAUGAGAAGAAAUUAAUCUCCAAAUUUGGGAAUCCAAAAAAAUUAAUAGAGAUACUAAGAAGACAACUCGUUAAAGAGAAAAGACAUAAAGAUACAUUACAAAGACAAGUCGAAUCGUUUUUAGUGGAAUUAGAACAGAAAUUACCCAUGAUAGAUUCCUUUAAAGAAAGAAAUUCUUCUCUAGAAAGGGAAUUAUUGAGGAUCACUUCAUCACUUGAAGAAACUGCUAAAGAAAGAGACAUAAAAGAUAGAGAAUUAACCAAUUUACAAAAGAAAAUAUCUAACAAUGAACAAUUCAAUGAUGAAUUACUGAGGCAAAGGUCCGAUUUGGCUCAUCAAGUCCAAUAUCUUUUAUUAUGUAUCGAUAAUAAAUCUCCAUUCACUGAAAAAGAGGCUACCCUUGUAAAAAAAAUUGUAUCUAACGAAAAUACAGAAAAUGAUACUGACUCACACAAAAUUAUUUCAAAACGACUGCUUCAUUUUCAAAAUGUUAAAGAGUUACAACAGAAAAAUAUGGAAUUGUUAAGAACGACAAGACAAUUAGUACAGACCUUAGAAAGACAAGAACAAGAACAGCAAAAGACGUUGAGGAUCACCGAUAAUAAUAAAAUAGUCGAAUCUGCGAAAAGUACAAGUGUGGACUUGGAAAAACAUAUAAAAACAUUAGAAUCGAAGAUCAACAUCAUUUCGCAAGAAAGAGACUCUUAUAAGUUGCUAGUGACGAAUUCGACAAUCCAAUCCAAUACUUCAAAUAAUUCGAUAUCUAGCUUGCAGCAAUGUGAAUUGGAGAAGGAAAGAUUAACUAAUGAAUUAUCUUCAAUGAAACAACAACACGUGAAGGUGCUAGAAGAGUUAGAGAAUAAAAUAAAAACGCUGCAGAAAUCACAAUUGACAUCAAAAAUGGAAGUUGAAAAACAUGCCCUCAAUUUCGAUGAGAUGAAAGAUAAUAACAAUCUUUUAAAAGAAUACGUAGAUAAGUUAGAAAACAAAAUAAAGACAUUGGAACAAGAUUUAGCUGAAAAUGAGCUAUUUGAAAAAAAUCUAAUUACUGGAGGGGUAAAUAACCUCGAGCAAUCAAAAAUUAUAGAACUUUCGGUAGCUGAACAGAAAAUUUCAUUUUUAGAUAAAGAAAUAUCCAAUUUGAAAUCAAAAAAUAAAAAUUUGGAAGACAAAAUACUGACAAUGACUUUAUCAAAGAAUUUAUUAGACAAUAAGGUCCUUCAAUUGGAGACAUCACUAUCUGAACGUGAGUUACCUAAAAAUACGCAAAUCAAAAACGAAGAGAAAGAACCUGCCAAGCAACAAACAUAUACUUUUGAACGAAAGAAACUAGAAAGCGUAAAUGAUUCAGAUAUUUCAUAUCUUUACUAUGAAAACCUAGAGGAGUUACAAAAUCAAUUCAGAACUCUAAGGCGAGAAUUAAAAGAAGUACAAGAAGAUUUGGACAUGAAAACAGAAUCUCAUUUGAAAUUGGAAAAUAAAUACACCAAAGUCAAAAAUGACCUCAAACAAGCCACUUAUAAGCUUGCUUCUGUAUAUACGACUCUGGAACAGAAAAACUCCUUUUUAGCCAAUAGCGUAAGCCAACUGCAAGGGAAAGAAAAAGAAUUAAAUGAACUGAAGUCAAAGCUAGUGGAAAAGACUGAGAAACUUCAAAUGGCUGAAAAUGAAAACUCAGAAAAAAUUAACAAUGCCAUCGUUUUACUACAAACCAUGGUUGAAGAAAAUACAACAUUUAAAGACGCCUUCAAACAUUUCAAAAAUUCUCUAAGUCGUUUAAGACAAGCGAUUAAUUCUAUACAACAACAAUCAUUGGUAAUAGAAUCUAAUUACAAUACUGAAAUUGAUCAUGCAAAUGAAAGGCUUGAAGAAGCGGAGGUAAAAAUGGCUUCAUUUGAUGGUAAAGUGACAGAGAUAUUAGAAAGUUAUGAUGGGAAGAUAUUAAACACAGCAGCUAUAGGUCAUUUAGUACGUUCACUAAUUCACGAAAAGAAAAUGUUGGCUCUAAAUCUCAACUCUGCAAACUACUCAUUAAGAAGGGCGAGAUAUAGGAAUAAAAAUCCAAGAGAGAAAUUCCCGUCGUUCGUGAAAAUCGACCAACAAUCGAAGAAAGAAGAAGAUAAAGAAGAAGUAAUGGAAAAUACAACGAAAUUACUUGCCCUAGAAGAAUCAAAUGCUAAGUUAAUAAAAGAAGUAGAAAACUGUACUAAAGUAAACGAGACUCUUUCGAGCCAAUUAGCAGAUAUGCAGGUGAAACUAGAACCAUUGGAACAAGAGAUUAAUGAGCUAAAAUUGAAGGUUGCCGAGAAAGAACAACAUCUAAAUAUAUGUCAAGAAGAGCUAGAACGGUGGAAGUUACGUUCACAAACUAUUUUACAACAAGGGAAGAUAGUUGAAGAGGAAGCACACAUGAAAUCCCUAGAGAAAAUAAAAACCUUAGAAGAACAAUUAGAAACCGUUCGUACGGAAAAUGCUCAACUAACUGAUAGGUUUGAUAGAUUAAAAAAACAGGCGCACGAGAAGCUUGAUGCUGCUAAGACAAUGCAAAUUAAUCUAACAACCCAAAUAAAUGAGUUAAAUGAAACUAAGGUUAAUUUGGAAAAAUCGUUACAACAAGAAAUCGAGAAGAACAACCAAUCAGGAAAUGGUGCAGCUGACGAAUCAGAGGAAAUUAUUAGGUUGAGAGCAGAACUGGAGAAAUCAAAUAAUUUCUCCAAUGAAUUAGAAAAGAAAGUUGAAGAUGCUAAGAAAUUCAAGAAUGAGAUAGAAUCGUUAAAGUCAGAAUUACAAUCUGUAAAAGCAUAUGAAAACAGUACUGUAAACUCCAAAAUAAUCAAAGACUUAAAAGAAUCUUUUAAGCGUGAAAAGGAUGAAUUAAUUGAACAAAUGAAAAAAGAGUUUAAGACAAAGUUGGAAAAAGAAAAAGAAACCAUUCUCGCUCAGAGAAAAAAUAAUAUUCUCGCUAAUGGUCAAGAAAGUGCCAAUAUUGAAGAGCUUAAGAAAAAGUGGGAAGAAGAACAAGAAGCACUCAUUCUGAAGAGGAUAACUGAGGCCGAGGAGAAUUUGAAGAAAAGAAUGAGGCUCCCUUCUGAGGAGAAAAUCAAUGCUGUUAUCGAGAAAAGAAGAAAGGUUCUGGAGCAAGAAUUUGAAACCAAAUUACGUGAACUCGGGCUUAAUGCCGAUGGAAAUGGAGUUGUCACAGAUACAAGAGCUCAAAUAGAAAAAGAAUUGAGGGAAAAGUUUAAUCUUGAACUGGCAGAAAUAAAAAAGAAGGCCUUUGAAGAAGGAAAACAGCAAUCUAUGAUGAAAAGCACAUUAUUGGAAAGAAAAUUAUCGAAACUCGAAUCACAAACUUUAUCACCAACAAAGAAUAAUGAUAGUAACGAAACUCAGGUUCCUUCGAAAAUAAACCUGUCCAAUAUAAAUAGUUCUUCACCACCACUCGGAGAAAAAGUAUUACAAUUGAAUUAUGGAGCUAAUGUUGUAGCAGAAACGGAUAACGACGAUAAUCCAUUCACACUACAAUCAGGAAAAGAUGAAACCUUGUUAACAAAACGUUCUGCUGAUAAUGAAAUAAUUCAAGACAUCAUUAAAAGACCGAAAGAGGAAUAA